Molecule: messenger RNA, 911 nt
Organism: Neogale vison (American mink)
Lineage: Eukaryota; Metazoa; Chordata; Mammalia; Carnivora; Mustelidae
Product: cytospin-B-like
Exons: 9
Coding region: 1-900 (299 amino acids)
Source: RefSeq, a predicted model, not a curated record
AUGGGCCACACGAAGGACAUUGUUGACCUGCAGGGCAUGACACAGGUUUCUCGAAAAUGCUUUGAUACAACAUCCCUAGCCCUGCCAGAAGGGGACCAGUCCUCUUGGGGGUUCCUAACCCGAGCCUCAGAGGCCCUUGACACUUUCACCCUCAAUGUGGAAGCUGGCCCUCUGGGCUCCCAGCACAGCCCUUUGACGCCUUCUGUUUUCAUAGCUGGCAUCCUCGUCGCUGGCAUUGGACACAGAGCCUGGAAUCACAUCCGAUAUGAGGUGCGGGUCUUCUCCCGGAUACCCGUUAACAAAGAGUCGGAGCCACCCGGGGUUGAGGCUCCCGGCCGCUGGCAUGGCGUCUACAUGAGCAGGACGUCUCCAACGCCAUCGGAAUCUGCGACCACUGUUAAGUCCCUCAUCAAGUCGUUCGACUUGGGACGGCCAGGUGGAGUUGGACAGAAUAUUUCUGUCCAUAAAGCCCCCAGAAGUCCCCUGAGUGGGAUUCCAGUAAGGACCGCUCCCGCCGCUGCUGUCUCCCCAAUGCAGAGGCAUUCAACGUACAACAGUGUUUGGCCGGCCAGCAAAGGUGUGACUCAGCGUUUGGAUCUUCCAGACCUUCCCCUUUCAGAUCUUUUAAAGGGAAGGGGUGAGGACCUGAAACAGGACCCUUAUCUCCGGAAGAGCCCCUCGCUGGAGUCCCUGAGCAGACCCCCUUCUCUGGGCUUCGGGAACACGAGGCUGCUGAGCGCGUCCACUGGGGGCUUGAAACCGCAGAGCAAACUCAGCGUGGAAAGAAGAGACCCGCUGGCUGCCUUGGCCCGGGAAUAUGGUGGCUCCAAGCGUAACGCUCUCCUGAAAUGGUGCCAGAAGAAGACAGAAGGCUACGCGGGAAGGCCACAGUGGUGGUAGGGUUUACUCUG